Messenger RNA from Diaporthe citri, 747 nucleotides. RefSeq lists its product as uncharacterized. Gene Ontology annotation, biological process: arachidonate secretion; phospholipid metabolic process. Gene Ontology annotation, molecular function: A2-type glycerophospholipase activity. The record is from RefSeq and is a predicted model, not a curated record. Lineage: Eukaryota; Fungi; Ascomycota; Sordariomycetes; Diaporthales; Diaporthaceae. The transcript is spliced from 4 exons. The coding region runs from base 1 to 747 and encodes 248 amino acids.
AUGAAGCUCAACACUCUCCUCCCUAACAGCACCACGCUGCUGAUGCUGUCUACAGCAACCCCGGCACUGCCAACCGCCCCAGUGUCGGCCGCACCCAACAAAACUGCACAGCCAAUCAUCACUCCGGGAACCGGACAUGUCAACCUAGGAGAGCUAGUGCCACCGCCACGUCAAAGGGAAGAACAAGCAGACCACUAUCUCUUCAACAUGACCUUGGAGUCAUUCAUAAGUCUGCGAGACCAACGUUACCCUUCCUAUUUCUUCUGGGAAAGCGACGGUUGUUCCCAGUCGCCUGACUACCCUUUUGGAUUUCCCUUCCUCCCAGCUUGUUACCGCCACGACUUCGGCUACGAUCAGUACAAGAAGCAAAAUAGGUUCACCUCAGAAAACAAGGCCAAACUUGAUCGCAACUUCAGAUCAGAUCUCUACCACAUAUGUUCAGCUCCUGAUCUGGAAUCGGAUAUCUGCCAAGCAUGUGAAGAGGACCCGCACCGACAGGACAUCGACUGCAAGCACAGGAGCGACAUGUGCAAGUUCCCGGCUGAGGAUGUCUGCAAGUGCCUUGCUGACAUAUACUAUACGGCUGUCAAGGAGUUUGCCCGCAAACAGAAGCGGAGACAGAAGAGAGGUUUUAGUGGCUUUAAGCUUCCAAUCAGCUCGAUGGAAUUUCCCAGCAUCGAUAUCACCAAGUUUGGACUGUGUCUGAACAAGAACUUGCAUUCGGAGGACGACAAGCCUGUCGACUAA